UUCAGUCUGGGCUAGCCACUACUCGCUCACACACGCAAAGAAGACAUUAGGCUUAUUGAUUGUUGUAUGUUCUUAGCCGACGUUAUUGAGCCCUAUUAUUUCGCUGGGUCCACCCUGUUUGGAAAGGUGCUUUAGCAGCUAACGCUAUCUAGUCUAUCAAUAUUUUCGAGUUGGACUAUCAAUGACCUCCCUGGGCUCCAGUGUACACCUCCAGCGGCAUACCGGUUGUUGGAGAAACAGUUGCCAGUCCAAAUUCUGGACACGGUUUUCUUGCAGCACUGCCUUCACUCAGAAAGCUGUGGCAUAUCAACGCUCAGUUAAGGACAGAAUCACCCAGAGAUUCCGUACAGAUUUUGCCAGGUCAUAUUGGACUCUCAAGAAUAAUUAUAGCGAUCUCGAAGAGACUUCUGGACAUUCUCCUGCUAAAAGAAGUUAUUUACUGAACCAUCGUCAGAUGUACCAGCAGACACCUUCAACAAACAUCAACAAGAUAGAGAGACGAUGGGAAGAUUUAUUUCACACCAAUGGAAGAUAUCAAUCCCUUGACGGGUUGGGACAGAGGUUCUUCGACUUUUCAGUCAUGUCAUACAACAUCCUUUCACAAAAACUUUUACAUGACAAUGCCCACCUUUAUAAGCAUUGUUCCUUGCCCAUCCUUAAGUGGAAUUAUCGGUUGAGAAACAUGAUGAAAGAGAUACAAAGGCACAACGCUGAUAUUCUGUGUCUUCAAGAAGUACAAGAGGAUCACUAUGAAACCCAGGUUAAACCCAGCCUUGAGUCUUUAGGAUACCACUGUGAGUAUAAGAAGCGAACAGGCAAUAAGGUAGAUGGCUGUGCUGUGGUGUUCAAACAAGCUUCCUUCUCCCUUGUGUCUUGUCACCCUGUGGAGUACUUCAAACCGGACAUUCCUUUGCUGGACCGAGAUAAUGUGGGCUUGGUGCUACUCCUGAAGCCCAAACUGGAGAAGGGUAUCAGUAAUCAUCUGUGUGUCGCUAAUACACACCUUCUGUACAAUCCACGGCGUGGAGACAUCAAAUUGACUCAACUUGGACUGCUACUGGCGGAGAUCAGCCAUGUAUCAAAGCAGGCAGAUGGUAGCACUUGUCCUGUUAUUCUCUGUGGGGACUUCAAUGCCGUGCCCUGGUCUCCCCUUUAUCGCUUUAUCAGAGAGAGGAAGCUUGAAUAUCAUGGGAUUCCUGUGGGCAAGGUGUCUGGACAGGAUGAGAAGCGCAAAGGGCAACGCAUUCUUAAUGUGCCCCUCUGGCCCCAAUGUCUGGGAAUUAGUCAGCAGUGCCAAUAUGAGGAUCCUUCCACAAGUGCUAUACGGAGUGAUGAGGGUUCCAAAAUUAACAGCAGGUCUUCCAUUGAGCACAGCUUAAAUCUUUCCUCUGCCUACUCCCAUCAUUCUUCAAAAAGAGGAAGACCAGAGAUCACAACCUGUCACUCAAGGAGAGCCAUGACUGUCGAUUACAUAUUUUACUCGCCAACAUCCUUAAAUUCAGAAUCUGAAGGCCUGCAGUUACUGGCUCGGCUUGCUUUAUUCGACGAAAUUGAUCUUCAUGCUAUCAGUGGGUUACCCAAUGCAAACAACUCCUCAGACCACCUGCCUUUACUGGCAUCUUUCAGAAUGCCCAAUCUUCAUGCAAGUUAUGCUCAUGUGCAGGGUUCUGAGGAGCACUCUACCUAGCUUCAGCUCCAUUCUCCAGCCUGCAGUACCCCAGAAUGCACACUCUGUUCUCCAAGACCUGCAGAAAAGACAGCAACAGUACUACAACAGAGGUACCAAGCGGCUUCCUGAGCUGAGCCCAGGCACCACUGUGCACAUGGAAACUGCACAGGGCUGGCGUCCGGCUGUGGUCACUGAAGAGAGAGGUGAACCUCAUUCCUACAACAUUGUGGCGUCUGCUGGGCAGCACUACAGAUGCAACAGGCGCCAUCUGAGGAAAAGGCCAAGGUCUGUACUCAGGCUACUGCUGAUGCUGACGUGGUCGAUGAGGACCCGCUGGACUCGUCAGGUAUGAGCGCAGCAGAGAGGAUGGACUAGUCUCAGCCUUCAUCCACGCUGAAUCCAACUCACACUAGGAGAGUCGUCAGACCACCUGAGAGGUUUGAAGACUUUCAGAUGGGUCAACGCUGAUAGUUUGAGUGAUGGGCAACUUCUUGCAAAAUUGAAAAAAAAAGAUAAAGUAUGAAGAAUGUAUGAAACAAUAAAAUGUGAAAUGAUGUUUGUUUGGUAACGUCUUAAAGAGAAAUGUUUGAAGUUUCUUAUGUGUUUUGUUAGCAGAAUGUUUUGUAUUUGUAUUUGACAUGCAUACAGAAGUUGACACAAUGUAGAUGUUAUUCAGUAUGUGUCCUGGAAGUAUUUUCAAAUUGGAAGAACAAUACCAAAUGUUUGACUAAAUUGAGUUUAUUAGUACAGGACAUGACUUCAUUAUAGAUGUCUUCACCGUUUCCAUUUAAUAUAUCACACGGGAAUUGUAGGUGCUUAAAUUGUGUGCAGCAUGUAACAGCAUGAUAACUGAGAAAAGUUUCACUCAUCCCGUAAAUAAUAGAACAUACGAAGUGAGAGGCCGCAUCACCUGCUUAUCAACAUUUGUUGUAUAUUUGUUGACAUGUCCCUGUGGGUUAUAUUACGUGGGUAAGACAAAACACCAUUUAAAAACCAGGAUUUUUGAACACAAAUGCGCAAUCAGAAGAAAAGAUGAAAAAUCAUCAGUUGCCAGAAACUUUAAUGCAGUGGGCCAUGAUGUAAAUGCCCUCAGGUUUAUGAGCUUGGAAAUUGUAAACCGUUCUCCAAGAGGGGGGGAGACCGCUAAAACCGCCUCCUUCAUCGUGAGGCUUGGUACAUCUUCAAUCUUAACACCUGUAUGGAAUGAAUAAAGAAUUGCUAUUAAGUUGUUUUUUGUAAAAACGUAUUGACUUUGUUGUAUUUUUUGUGUAGCUUCUAAUUGGUUUAAUGUGUUGGCCUGAUCACAUAAUUGUUAAAUUAUGAUGAAAAAUGAUUGUCACUUUGCUACUAUUGGAUGAUGAGGGAAUGAGUUGUAAUGGGUGUGGGUAUUUAA
Sardina pilchardus (European sardine) is the source of this 3062-nucleotide messenger RNA. RefSeq names its product angel homolog 2 (Drosophila) (gene angel2). Gene Ontology annotation, biological process: 3'-UTR-mediated mRNA stabilization. The record is from RefSeq and is a predicted model, not a curated record. Bases 182 to 1687 code for a protein of 501 amino acids. NCBI's taxonomy places the organism in Eukaryota, Metazoa, Chordata, Actinopteri, Clupeiformes, Clupeidae. The transcript has 9 exons. Gene Ontology annotation, molecular function: 3'-5'-RNA exonuclease activity; mRNA 3'-UTR binding.